AUGGACGUGUGGGGCCCAGCCCGCGUCCGUGGUCAGGGUCAGGAGAGGUACUUCCUGAUUGUUGUUGACGACUUCUCGCGCUACACCACGGUCUUCCCCUUGCGCACCAAGGGUGACGUCCCUGAUGUCUUGAUCCCUUGGAUCCGCAGAUCUCGUCUCCAGCUUAGUGAGCGUUUCCGCUCCGACUUCCCUGUCCUGCGUCUGCACUCUGACAGAGGUGGAGAGUUUUCCUCUGGCCUCUUGGAGGCCUUCUGUCAGCAGGAGGGCAUUGAGCAGUCGUUCACGCUUCCGGCCUCUCCACAGCAGAAUGGGGUUGCUGAGCGCCGCAUUGGCUUGGUCAUGGAGGUCGCUCGUACCUCCUUGGUUCAUGCGGCUGCCCCCCACUUUCUGUGGCCGUUUGCAGUCCGAUACGCUGCGCAUCAGCUCAACCUCUGGCCCCGUGUCUCCUUGCCCGAGACUUCUCCGACACUGCGUUGGACGGGAGAGGCUGGCGAUGCGUCGCGUUUUCGGGUCUGGGGAUCCCGAGCUUUUGUCCGCGACACGUCCGCGGACAAGCUCUCCCGUCGUGCUGUCCCCUGCGUCUUCCUUGGCUUUGUCCCGGACGCCCCUGGUUGGCAGUUCUACCACCCCACCUCGCGGCGUGUCCUGGCCUCUCAGGACGUCACUUUUGACGAGUCCGUCCCCUACUACCGCCUCUUCCCCUACCGCACUGCCCCGCUCCCCCCCCCGCCUCUCUUCCUCGCUCCAGGUGCAGAGGUACCAGACCCCCUCCCCCCUCAGGGUGCCGCUCCCUCAGGUGUGUCCCAGGUAGACCCGGGUGAGCCUGUCGAGGUAGCUGUUGACUCUCGUCCUGCGUCUAGGGGUGCUGAGCCUGGGGGUGCUGAGUCUGGGGGUGCUGAGCCUGGGGGUGUUGAGCCUGGAGGUGCGGAGCCUGGGGGUGUUGAGCCUGGAGGUGCGGACCCUGGAGGUGUGGAGCCUGGAGGUGCUGAGCCUGGGGGUGCGGAGUCUGGGGGUACUGAGACUGAGCGUGCUACACCUGGAGGAGCCCUCUCCUCCCAGCAGCUGCAGGAGAGGUACCUCGAGUACUGCCGCCUCCGGAGAGGUGCUGCUGGAGCUCGUCCCGGUACUUCCCCUCCUACCCAGGAGCUCCCCCCCAUUCAGCAGAUCCGAGAGUGGUACACGCGACGCUGCAGUCUUCGGAGUGGUGCUCCUGGUGCUGCGGACCCUGGGGGUGGCACUGCUGCUGGUGCUGAGGACCCGGGCGUUGGAGCUGCUGCUGGUGCUGAGGACCCGAGCGGUGGCGCUGCUGCUGGUGCUGAGGACCCGAGUGGUGGAGCUGCUGCUGGUGCUGAGGACCCGAGCGGUGGCGCUGCUGCUGGUGCUGAGGACCCGAGCGUUGGAGCUGCUGCUGGUGCUGAGGACCCGGGCGUUGGGGCUGCUGCUGGUGCUGAGGACCCGGGCGUUGGAGCUACUGCUGGAGCUGAGGACCCGGACGGUGGAGCUGCUGCUGGUGCUGCGGAGCCGAGCGGUGGCGCUGCUGCUGGUGCUGAGGACCCGGGCGUUGGAGCUACUGCUGGAGCUGAGGACCCGGGAGUUGGAGCUGCUGCUGGUACUGAGGACCCUGCCGCUGGUGUCUCUGCUGGUUCUGGAGACGCUGCGCGGCCGCGACCGUACUUCGUACCACUUCUUCAGCAGGUUCUUGGUCAGGCUCCUCCUCCUUGUCCUCCUCCCUCCGUAGAGUGUCCUCCGCCUGUCCAGUCGCAGUCACAGUUCCCGCCUGCCUCGCCUCUCCCUGCUCCCUCUCCUUACGCUGGUCCCACAGGAGGUCUUACAGAGCGUCGUGAGCCUGAGUCUCGUCCUGCGUCGCCUGUUCGUACUGCUCGCACUGGUCGUCGUGUCCCACGUGAGCGUCCUCCUCCUGUCCCUGGCACUCACUACAUGACUCUGCGUCCCUCCACUGCUCCUCAGCGUGUCCCGCUACCGUCUCCUCCUGCUUCCUCUCUGCCUACUCUUCCUGACCCGGAGUCUGACUCCCGUCGUGCUGCCAGUCCCACUGUCACCCGUCUCCUCGCUACUGUUGUCACUGACCCUACCUUUGAGUUCUCUGCUGCGUCUGCUCUAGUCGCUGAGUUGAUAGACUUUGCUGCCCGCUGUCGUCUAGACUACGCCACUAGCCUUGUUGCUGAGUCUGAGUCUGUCUGUCCUCCGUCCGUCGGGGGUGAGUGUGCUCUUGGCACGGACGUCCUUGAGGACAGACAGGAGGAGUUCCAGUGCUUUGCUGCUGCUUUACCCCACCUCGUGUCCAUGCUAGUUGCCCCUGAGGGAGACCCGGAUGCACCAGACAUCCCGACCCCGCGCACUUACGCUGAGGCGAUGGCGGGUCCCUACUCCUCUCAGUGGCAGACAGCCAUGGACGCAGAGAUGGCUUCCUGGAAGUCCACACGCACCUACGUCGACGAGGUUCCCCCACCUGGGGCGAACAUCGUCAGUGGCAUUCAGCGAGAGGGAGUUGACUUCUUUCAGACCUUCUCCCCCACCCCGAAGAUGACCACUCUUCGGGUGCUGCUGCACAUAGCCGCUCAGCGCGACUACGAGCUUCACUCACUUGACUUCAGCACUGCUUUCUUGCAGGGCAGCCUGCACGAGGAGAUCUGGCUGCGCCGCCCUCCUGGCUUCACUGGGUCGGUUCCUCCUGGUACCCAGUGGAGGCUUCAGCGGCCAGUCUACGGUCUCCGCCAGGCACCGCGUGAGUGGCACGACACACUGAGGACGACACUUGCUUUUCUUGGGUUCGCUCCCUCUACUGCUGACCCGUCACUGUUUCUACGCACAGACACCUCACUGCCGCCCUUCUACAUCCUCGUGUACGUCGACGACUUGGUCUUUGCCACUGCUGACACCGCGGCACUCGCCCACGUGAAGUCGGAGCUGCAGAGGAGACACACGUGCACAGACCUGGGUGAACUGACAAGCUAUCUUGGCUUGCGGAUCACCCGGGACAGAGCACGGCGCACCAUCACCUUGACUCAGUCACACAUGGUGCAGCAGAUCCUUCAGCGCUUCCGCUUCACGUACUCCUCGCCUCAGUCCACUCCUCUGCCUACCGGUCACUCGCUCUCAGCUCUGCCUUCGGAUGAGUCCGUAGAGCCAAGUGGCCCGUAUCCAGAGCUUGUGGGCUGCCUCAUGUACCUGAUGACCUGCACUCUACCUGACCUUGCAUACCCUCUUAGCAUCCUUGCACGCUAUGUCGCUCCUGGCCGUCACAGGAAGGAGCACAUGGAUGCCGCUAAGAGGGUGUUGCGCUACUUGUGCAGUACGUCGGGCAUGGGGCUAGUGCUUGGAGGGCGAGACCGAGUUGUACUUACUGGACACUCAGACGCUUCUUGGGCGGACGACCAGGCUACUCAGCGGUCGUCUCAGGGUUACACCUUCAGCCUUGGCUCCGGCUCAGUUUCUUGGCGUUCUACACGCUCUUCUUUUGUUCUCAGCUCCGGUUGUGAGGCUGAGAUCUACGCCACAGCCAUGGCUGCCCAGGAGCUACGCUGGCUGACUUACCUGCUGACCGACUUGGGUGAGCAGCCUCGUUCUCCUCCAGUGCUGUACGUCGACAACCAGGCUGCCAUUGCCUUGUGUGAGGAGCACAGACUGGAGCACAGAACGAAGCACAUCGCCCUGCGGUACUUCCUUGCUCGAGAGCUGCAGCAGCGCGGUCAGCUUUGUCUGCGUUACGUGGCCACUGAGGCCAACCUUGCUGAUGUGUUCACCAAGGCGCUUCCGCCUUGUGACCAUCAGCGCUUCUGCACUCUGCUAGGCCUUGUGCCUACUGGACCUCACUUACUUACCUCUUGA
This is a messenger RNA of Closterium sp. Yama58-4, 3849 nucleotides long. The record is from the annotation of a GenBank genome assembly. NCBI's taxonomy places the organism in Eukaryota, Viridiplantae, Streptophyta, Zygnematophyceae, Desmidiales, Closteriaceae.